This is a messenger RNA of Aspergillus oryzae RIB40, 3843 nucleotides long. Its product is annotated as DNA-binding E3 ubiquitin-protein ligase SNT2. The record is from RefSeq and is a predicted model, not a curated record. NCBI's taxonomy places the organism in Eukaryota, Fungi, Ascomycota, Eurotiomycetes, Eurotiales, Aspergillaceae. Gene Ontology annotation, molecular function: ubiquitin-protein transferase activity. Gene Ontology annotation, cellular component: Lid2 complex. The transcript has a single exon. Bases 1 to 3843 code for a protein of 1280 amino acids. Gene Ontology annotation, biological process: histone catabolic process.
AUGUAUUGUGUACGGCCUGUUCUAACCAAAAAGCCCGCCCGCGGGUUCGCAUGGGCCUGUGCGGCCUGCAGUCGUGCCCAAGAGCGAAAACUUGAGGCUCGGAACACUCCGAUCCUUGGCGAAUCUCAAGCGGAAGUUGAAGAAGAAGUUGUCGAAGAGGAGGAGGAAGAACCCAACGGUGCGAACGGCACAUCAAGCAGCACUCCUGCAAUUGUCGAAGAAGAAGCCCCUCGGCCAGCCACCGAAGAGCAGGUUGCGCAGGCCAGGAUGUGGCCUUAUCGUUAUCUAGGGAUACACUGCCGUGUUGAAGACGCGCUAGACUAUGACGACCGGAUAUAUCCUCGGGCGAGCUCUCGGUUGGGACCGCGAUUCCAGGCAAUCGUAAACCCUUGGCCAGGGCGUCCUGUGGAAUAUGUCAAGCCAACCGAUAUCAAGAAAAAAUAUAUGAAGAGCUCUGGAGGUCGCAAGGACUCGAAGCUCUCGAAAGAGGCCCUAGCUGCACUUGAGGCCGCGAAGCAAGAGAAGGCAAACAGACCAAAAUGGGUUAUGGAUGAGCCGCAGGGAUAUGUACGGCGCGGUGAAGAUGAGCCGGUUACCGUCAACGGUAAGCAGGUGCGUACGGCGGAGCUAAUGUUCAAGAUGCCCACUGCGACCCAAAUACCCUCUCGGGGCGAAGACGAUGCGCCUGGUGCGGAUCUUAGCGCUGCGGAUCGAGAGAGAUUUAUCGACGACUAUAUGGCUAGAGCAAAGGAGAUAGCGCCUGACCUUGGGGUCGAAAAGUACUCUACGAAUUUUCUGGAUAAGGCUUUGGAGCUGCUUUAUGCAAAUAGUUUCGAUGUCGAGACUGCUCUUUCCAAGUUAAAGCAGAUGAACAAGUACAAGGAUCUAAAGGAGCCCCAUCUGCGACCUGAAGAAGUAAAAGCGUUCGAGCAGGGCGUUGCGAAGUACGGAUCGGAGUGGCGGAACCUGACGAAACAUGUCGGUACUGUACCGCAUUAUCAAAUCGUGCGGUUCUACUACAUGUGGAAGAAGACAGCCCGCGGUCACCAGAUCUGGGAUCAUUAUGAAGGUAGGCGAGGCAAGAAGGAAGCUAAGCGAAAUCACACUGCAAAGCUCGUGGAUGACGUGGCAGACGAUCAUGAUGAUUCAGCCUAUGACAAUGAGAAGGCUGUUGAGAAAAAGCGUGGUUUCCAGUGCAAGUUCUGCUCUACACGUACCUCACGCCAAUGGCGGCGUGCCCCUGGGAUCCCGCCCGGGACUACAACCCCAAGCGAACCAUCAUCGAAGCAACGAGAUAAGGGGCCGCAGCUUACGGUGGCUCUCUGCUUACGAUGCGCUCUACUAUGGAGAAAGUAUGGGAUUCAGUGGGAGAAUGUAGAUGAAGUCGCCAAGAAGAUCUCCCAAAGUGGCAACAAGUCAUGGCGCCGGCGUGUUGAUGAAGAACUACUGACACAGCUCCUUAUUUCCACCGAGACUCCGAUUAGCAUCAAUAGUGCGACUGCUGCGACUGCUGCCUCGAUUGGUGUCCCUGUAGCAGCCAACCCUCAAGUGCAGGAGACCACAAAAAAGAAGGGACGCACCAACGAUAAAGACAGUGGCGCGACUUCGACUGCUACAUCCGUGGAACCGGCGCCAAAGAAGAAGCCAGCACCAGAGAAGGCCCCGGAACCGGCACCGAUUGUCCCCGAUCCACCCAAGGCUAAGACACUUCCUUGUGCCGUCUGUAACAAGAUGGAACCUAUGGGUGAUCAACAUUUGUCCUGUAGGGACUGUCGGCUAACCGUUCACCGAAGCUGCUAUGGAGUCAGCCCGUCACGGAAUUGCGUUAAAUGGCUGUGCGACAUGUGUACCAAUGACAGAAAUCCGUUGUUCUCGACAUGUUACGAGUGUGUUCUAUGCCCUGUGACCUGGACAGAGCAUGAAUUGAUGGAAGCUCCACGGUCGACGCACAAGAAGAAGACUGAGCGGGAUCGGGAAAAGGAGAGGUUAGAGAAGGAGAUGGUUAGUGAAGCUAUCAAACUCUAUCGACAAAGGCAGGAAGCCGUAGGCAAGCCGAUCGGUCCUCGGGAACCGCUGAAGCGGACUGAUGGUAACAACUGGGUCCAUGUCGCUUGUGCGGUUUGGACUCCCGAGAUCAAGUUUGCCAACGCGAAAGAGCUUGAACCUGCUGAAGGAUUUGCACUUAUUUCCGCAGACAAGUACCGUGAGGUUUGCAAAAUUUGCAAGUCAAACAAUGGUGCUUGUGUACCAUGCCAUUUCAGUGGCUGCAAUGUUCAGUUCCAUGUUGGUUGCGCGUUCCAGGCGCAGUACACGUUUGGCUUCGAUAUCACGCCCGUUAAGAGCUCUAGGAGAGAUACCGUGCAGAGUGUGCGGCUCAAGGAUGAGGUUGGAGUGGCCUCUGCGGGAAUCUGGUGCCCUCAUCAUACAGUACCGUCUGUUGUUCAUGCAGUAGGCGAGCCUACGGAGGAAGAAGGCAUCAAUGCCCUCCAGCGAUUCGUCCAAAACUACAAACAAGCCGACCUUUCCUUGACUGGGACUCUACGUAGAGCGGCGUAUGUUCAGCAGUCUAUUAUCGCAUCACAACACAGUGCGACAUCGGCCGGACACCGACGGGCAUCUGCUGUCAACGGCGUUACCGCUCCUCCGCCUACAACGAAGGAUACCUCUAAGAAUACAGGGGUGCCCCCUGAGGAAGCUACGGACGAGAUGGCCAUUGAUUCCGAAAAUCAUGCACCGACCCAGGUCACUGGCACAGAUGCAACAAGAAAAUGUGCGCGUUGCUCUACCGCAUACACCCCUCGGUGGUGGCCUAUCGAUAAGUCACGACGAACAACAGCUGCUGAUCACAGGCCACCUCUACUCAACGGAGCUGGGAUGAAUGAACCAAGAUUUCCGCCUGCGGCCUCAGCAAGCCCUCCAUAUAUUCAUCGAAACCCCUCUCAACAUUCCCUCAUGAAGCUCAACGGUGAAUUCAAUUCUGCAGACAAGAAUGGACUAGCGAGUAAUCCCGAAGCGUCAUUGGACCAACAGAACCAGGACUCAUACGAGUGUCAUAAAUGCCAUCUCAAACAGAUACCUGCCCAGCCCUCUCCAGAGCCUCGGCCGUCUCCUUACUCGGCUCAGCGGCCAGUCCUCCCCGCCCCCCGUCUUCCAGAAUAUCACAAUCAUUCUUACGGCCCUCAUGCCCAUCCUCCACAAACCGGGGUGCUGCCUAGGCCUCUUGGUCCGCCGCCUUCCAAUGGGCCUGAAUGGUAUCCGGGAUAUGAACAGCGUCCCGGCGAUUAUGGGGAUAAGCUUCGCAAUGGCAUUCCAGUUGCUACCUACCGCGGAGGACCUCCACCACCCCCACCGCACCAUAUGAAUGGCUUCCAGCCCGCUCCUUCACACCAUGCCCCCCCGCAUCAUUACACGAGUGGAGCUCAUCCUCCUCCACCUCCCCAGCCGUUUCCUACUCAUCAGAGCCCCUAUGGGCCAGUCUCUAUACCCUCUCCUCAUCUUUCUCACCCAGCUGGGCCUCGACCAUACGCCCCAUCGGCAUCACCUCCGGAUGUGCACUCUACAAUGGUUCGACACUCCCCACAGCACUCACUCAGUGCAUUGAACGGGGGACCACCGGCACGUGUCUAUUCUGUCGAACGCGUUCUUAGUGCGCCAACGCAGUCACCUCCCGUUUCGCAAGCACAUGUUGAUCCACGAGGUCGGACGCCACCCGGAAAGUUAGACGAUGCACCUGUCACCGCGCCCGCAGGUCCGACGAGCAGCAUCAGGCAUACGAAUGUCAACGGGACAAAUGGCGGCUCCGGCGCUAGCGCAAGCCCAUCUCUCAAGAAUUUACUCUCUUAA